Messenger RNA from Trichomycterus rosablanca, 3699 nucleotides. RefSeq names its product zinc finger protein 260-like. The transcript has 3 exons. NCBI's taxonomy places the organism in Eukaryota, Metazoa, Chordata, Actinopteri, Siluriformes, Trichomycteridae. The annotation marks the transcript as partial. The record is from RefSeq and is a predicted model, not a curated record.
CACAAUCACAUCAAGAGCUGCAACCAUGAUAAAUAUGAUGAUGCGCUGGUGAAGAUUAAGACUGAACAUGAGGAUCUGACGCCCACCAGAAGCUCCAGUAAUCAGCAAACGUCCUCUGGUACUGUCAGCAUUAACACCUCUCUCAGUCCCACACAGGAAGAAGGAAACGUCUGCUCACAGUGUGGGAAGAGCUUCAGUACACGGAGGAAUCUAAAAAUACACCAGCGCAUUCACACUGGAAAGAAACCUCAUCAGUGCUCACAGUGUGGGAAGAGCUUUAGGUACCAGAGUAAUUUCAAAAUACACCAGCGCAUUCACACUGGAAAGAAACCGUAUCAGUGCUCACAAUGUGGGAAGAGUUUUAAUCAACAGAGUAAUCUUAAAAAACACCAGCGCAUUCACACUGGAGAGAAACCGUAUCUGUGCUCACAGUGUGGAAAGAGUUUUAGGCGUCAAAGUUAUCUCAAAGAACACCAGCGCAUUCACACUGGAGAGAAACCGUUUCAGUGCUCACAGUGUGGAAAGAGUUUUACUCAACAGAGUAAUCUCAAAGAACACCAGCGCAUUCACACUGGAGAGAAACCGUUUCAGUGCUCACAGUGUGGAAAGAGUUUUUAUCAACAGAAUAAUUUCAAAACACACCAGCGCAUUCACACUGGAGAGAAACCGUAUCACUGCUCACAGUGUGGGAAGAGUUUUAAUCAACAGAGUAAUCUCAAAGAACACCAGUGCAUUCACACUAGAGAGAAACCGUAUCAGUGCUCACAGUGUGGAAAGAGUUUCAAGCAUCAAUGUUAUCUCAAAGAACACCAGCGUGUUCAUACUGGAGAGAAACCGUAUCAGUGCUCACAGUGUGGAAAGAGUUUUAAUCGUCAAAGUCAUCUUAAAAGACACCAGCUCAUUCACACUGGAGAGAAACCAUAUCACUGCUCACAAUGUGGAAAGAGUUUUAAUCAUCAGAGUGCUCUCAAAAUACACCAGCGCAUUCACACUGGAGAGAAAUCGUAUCAGUGCUCUCAGUGUGGGAAGACUUUUAAUCAACAGAGUCAUCUCAAAGAACACCAGCGCAUUCACACUGGAGAGAAACCGUAUCAGUGCUCACAGUGUGGAAAGAGUUUCAAGCAUCAAUGUUAUCUUAACGAACACCAGCGCAUUCACACUGGAGAGAAACCGUAUCAGUGCUCACAGUGUGGAAAGAGUUUUAAUCGUCAAAGUCAUCUCAAAAGACACCAGCGCAUUCACACUGGAGAGAAACCGUAUCAGUGCUCACAGUGUGGGAAGAGUUUUAAUCAACAGAUGUGCCUACUUCAACACCAGCGCAUUCACACUGGAGAGAAACCGUAUGAGUGCUCACAGUGUGGGAAGAGUUUUAAUCAACAGAGUGGUCUCAAAACCCACCAGCGCAUUCACACAGGGGAGAAACCGUAUCAGUGCUCACAAUGUGGGAAGAGUUUUGAUCGAUUAAGUAAUCUCAAAACCCACCAGCGCAUUCACACUGGAGAGAAACCAUAUCAGUGCUCACAGUGUGGGAAAAGUUUUAAUGUACAGUGUCAUCUUAAACGACACCAGCGCAUUCACACUGGAGAGAAACCGUAUCAGUGUUCACAGUGUGGGAAGAGUUUUAAUACAAAAAGUAUUCUUAGCAAACACCAGCGCAUUCACACUGAAGAAAAACCAUAUCAGUGCUCACAGUGUGGUAAGAGAUUUAAUGCACAGGGUCAUCUCAAAGAACAUCAGCGCAUUCACACUGGAGAUAAACCGUAUAAGUGCUCACAGUGUGGAAAGAGUUUUAAUCAACAGAGUGCUCUCAAAAUACACCAGCGCAUUCACACUGGAGCAAAACCAUAUCUGUGCUCAGAGUGUGGGAAGAGUUUUAAUCAACAGAGUGCUCUCAAAAAACACCAGCGCAUUCACACUGGAGUGAAACCGUAUCCGUGCUCACAGUGUGGGAAGAGUUUUAAUCAACAGAGUGCUCUUAAAAUACACCAGCGCAUUCACACUGGAGAGAAACCAUAUCUGUGCUCACAGUGUGGGAAGAGUUUUAAUCAACAGUGUGCUCUCAAAACCCACCAGCGCAUUCACACUGGAGAGAAACCAUAUCAGUGCUCACAGUGUGGAAAGAGUUUUAAUGAACAGGGUAAUCUCAACAAACACCAGCGCAUUCACACUGGAGAGAAACCGUAUCAGUGCUCACAGUGUGGAAAGAGUUUUAAUGAACAAAGUAAUCUCAACAAACACCAGCGCGUUCACAUUUUACAGAAAUGAUGCUCACAGUGUGGGAACUGCUUUGCUCAUUUAUCAACAUUUAGACACAAGUGUGACACAUCAGAUUGUACCAAACAAGCUAAAAUAAAAAAUAUAUAUAAAUCCUCCCUAAGUGAGUGAGUGUUGGGGAGAAAAGGUUAGCAAUUAAUUCAUUAUACUGUGUAAUUAACAGCUAAUAAUCCAUUACAGGGCACCACUGUCAGUUUUAAAGGGAAAUUACCAGGAAAUCCAGAUUUAUAACAGAUCAGUCACUUCCUGUUAGAGUAAAGUUUGUUAGGUCGAUUAUUUCUCUCACUCAGGGAAUCAAACUCACAGCACUAAAUUCUAAAUCAUUAAAAUAUCAUAACACAUACAAUAACAUUUAAUAAGUACAUAGUCAUAAUAAAAGUAUCUGUAGGUAAAACUAUUACUGAAACAGGUCUGCACACACAAAGGUCAUCACACGCUGUGCAAUGACCUUGGUUGGAUAGGUUGAAUUUUCUACACACAGCCGAAUAGGAACUUUACCUUGACAGAAUUACUGUGUUGCCUCAUUUCAACUCACUUAGAGAGGUGUGGCGUGCAGGAGAUGAACUUUCCUUAAGAUCACGUGACGAAAUAGGUGCUGCCCAUCAUGCAGGUUACCCACUUGUGGUCAGACUUUUGGUGUAGGAUGUUAUUUUUAUUUUCUUGAUUAUGGGUUAGUCUCCAGUUUUAGUGCAUAGACUUCACAUAGUCCUUUUCAACCAGAAAGUUGGUUCUUGAAAUGGUUCCAUUCGGGCUUCUUAGAACUCUGGUGAUACUUAGAGAAACAGACUGUGUUUACACCAGUUUUUCAUUGAACCGAUGAUGUGUCUUCAACGGAGGGCUCUGCACAAUGGCAGUAAACAGUAGUAACAAGAUGGCGGAGAACGUUUGUGCUGUUGUUUAAGACAGGCAAGCCUACUGACACGGUCAGGGUCAUUCUAACCUGCUUCAAUAAACUGUUUUUACAUGUUGACACAGAUGUUACUUGUAUAACUUAUUGAGCAUGCAUCAACUUGUAUAACUUGUCUUCACAUACAGCAGUUGCUACAGUUCGGGCAAAUGGUCACCUGUUUAUUUGUAGUAGAUAUUGGAGUGUGUUUGCGUCAGUGGAAGCGUGGGUGUUUGGUCAACGCACAAACUUUUCUACUCAUGCAAAAAGACGCUUAGCGCACACACUCAAGUUUGAUAUAGAAAUUAGGGGUCCUAGAACUGCCCAGGAUUUUUCCUGAUCAGUUACUGCCAAGACUUCACGGGCCUCCCAGUCUAGAGGUGGCAGGAUGAUCAUUUAAAGAGCUGAUUGGUGAGGUUUUUUCCCUUUUGCUAUGUGUUGCAUGGAUUAAUAUUGUUAUGGUCACUUCUUUGUCAUUUAUGUAUUUUCCUUGCUGUUGCUUGUUUGAUAAUGAAAUAUAUUCUUUACACCAAUACACA